This is a messenger RNA of Adelges cooleyi (spruce gall adelgid), 2444 nucleotides long. RefSeq names its product sphingosine-1-phosphate lyase (gene Sply). Lineage: Eukaryota; Metazoa; Arthropoda; Insecta; Hemiptera; Adelgidae. Gene Ontology annotation, biological process: sphingolipid catabolic process; carboxylic acid metabolic process. The record is from RefSeq and is a predicted model, not a curated record. Gene Ontology annotation, molecular function: sphinganine-1-phosphate aldolase activity; pyridoxal phosphate binding. The transcript has 11 exons. Gene Ontology annotation, cellular component: endoplasmic reticulum. The coding region runs from base 627 to 2252 and encodes 541 amino acids.
ACUUCCAUUUCCAUUGUAAAAUGUUGACAAUUGUUAAGAGUUAACUGUGCCCUGUGGGGUAUUUUGAUUUGUAUAUCUAAUAACCAUAAUAUACUGUAUUAUUUCUAUUUCAUUAAUGUUGUAUGGUAAUUGGUGCCCCGUGUGCAAUGCCCAUAACAAUUCAUAAUAAUUAUUAUUUAUAAAAUCAUAAAAUUUAAUUUUUUUAUUAUAACUAUGUAUACUCUUUAAUUUUUUACUAUCUAUCUCAAAUAGCCUGUGAAUUUGUUCAAUGUCUAGUUAUUGUUUAUACUUGGUACGCUAUAAAUAUUAGGUACUACGCAUGGGAAAUAGGAAUACAAUGAGAAUUAGCAACUUCCUGCCACUGACCUACUGUAUUUAAUUUACGGGGUUCACUGUGAUAAUCCAUUAUACUAAACCCAAGAACCAAAACGACAUGAAAUAUAUCUUAUAUUUUCUACGUUUAAGUUAAUAACUACUAGUUAACGUUACCGUGUCUAUAUUUAACACUUUUAAUUGUAACCUUAACAAUUUAUCGCGUUUGUUAUACAAUUCAUUUUGCUGCAUAUUAGGUAGAAGUCAAUUCAACUAAUUAAUAAAUCAACAUAUGUUUUUAAUCUUAUUACAAGAUGGAUUUUGUUAAAAAUGGACUUUUAUUUUCAAAAAAUACUAUCAAUACUAUGUUUGGGAAUACUGAACCUUGGCAAAUAGCCUCAAUAACAGCUUCUAGUAUUCUAACAUCUAUUUGGCUUUGGAAUUUUUUAGUUCAAGAUGAAAGUUUUUAUGUGAGGACAAAGAAAUUUGCUUUCACUCAAAUAAAAAAAAUUCCUAAAAUUGCCCAAAAAAUAGAAGAAGAAACAAAACAAAUAUCAGACACAUUUGAAAAUGAUGUAAUAGAAAACACAAAGAGUGAAAAAUAUAUUGUAAAAUUACCUGUGAAAGGAAUACCUAGUGAUGAAAUUAUAAAUACUGUCAAUAGAUACUUAGAUUUGGGUAAAUAUAAAUGGAAAGAAGGUUAUAUUUCGGGUGCUGUAUAUUAUUAUGAUGAAAAAUUAAUUGAAUUGCUCACAACGGUUUAUGGUCUUGCUUCUUACACUAAUCCAUUACAUUCAGAUAUAUUUCCUGGAAUUUGUAAAAUGGAAGCUGAAGUUGUGCGUGUAGUAGGUGAUCUUUUUCAUGGAGGGUCAAACGUUUGCGGAACGAUGACUAGCGGCGGCACAGAAUCUAUCAUUAUGGCGUGUAAGGCAUAUAGAGAUUAUGGAAAAAAUGAACGAGGAAUUAAAAAUGGUGUAAUAUUAGCUCCAAAAUCUGUCCAUCCCGCUUUUGACAAAGCUGCUUCAUAUUUUGCGAUUAGAAUUAACCAUAUUGAUUUAGAUCCAGAGAAUCUAACUGUUAAUUUGAAAAAAAUGGAAAAUGCAAUUACAAAGAAUACAAUAUUGUUAGUUGGGUCAUUUCCUAAUUUUCCAUAUGGAACAUCUGAUGAUAUUGAAGGAAUAUCAAAUCUAGGUCUGAAAUAUAAUAUUCCAGUUCAUGUUGAUUGUUGUUUAGGUGGUUUCAUCGCUGCAUUUAUGCCACUAGCUGGUUAUUCUCUGCCUCCAUUCGAUUUUAUACUACCCGGUGUGACAAGCAUAUCAGCUGAUUCACAUAAAUAUGGAUUUGCACCAAAAGGUUCGUCUAUAAUAUUAUACUCUGAUAAAAAAUUCAGGCAUCAUCAAUAUUAUGUAUGUACUGAGUGGCCUGGUGGACACUAUGGUUCACCAACAAUAGGAGGUUCACGAUCAGGCGGAAUUAUUGCUGCAUGCUGGGCUACACUUAUGCAUUUUGGUUUGGAUGGAUAUGUUGCUUCAACUAAAGCAAUUAUUAAAACUAAAACAUAUAUUGAAGAAGAAUUACGAAAAAUGAAUGAUAUUUUUAUAUUUGGUACUCCAACUACAAGUGUCGUAGCUAUAGGUUCAAAUUCGUUUAAUAUUUAUCGGUUAUCUGAUGCAUUGAAUUCAAGAGGUUGGAAUUUGAAUAUGUUACAGUUUCCAAUGGGAAUUCAUAUUUGUGUAACACAUUUGCACACCAAACCUGGAGUGGCAUCCUUGUUUAUAGAAGACAUAAAGAAAGAAUUGGAUGAAAUAAUGAAAAAUCCAAAAGUUGAAUUGACAGGAAAGAUAGCUAUGUAUGGUAUGUCAGCUACAUUACCUGACAGGACUAUAGUUGGUGACAUAACAAGAUACUUUAUCGAUGCCAUGUAUUAUACACCAUCAUAAUUUAAGAUACAACUUAAGAAAUAUUUUAUCAGAAUAUUGGAAUAUAGUGUACACUAAUUAAUCUAUUACACUUAUUAAAUAUUAUUUUAUGAACACAAAUUAAAUUAACAUAGAAUAAUCUAAAUGUAAUUGAAAUGUAUGUAUAUUUAUAUAUGUAUAUGUAAAAAAUAUAAUGGGUAAAGAAAAGCACAU